AUGAAUCAGAACGGCGGUAGUGUAGGAGAUACUCGGAAUAUUUUAAAUGGAUGGUUGAAUGGUGCGUACCGCCCAAUGAAGAGACAAGCCAGCCGAGAAAACGAGAACCCAUCAGAAACCGGAAAGGGCAAGUCUCUCGAAGAGAAAUUAUACGAUUACAUUUAUAAUGCGACGUGGAGCUAUGUAAUGUCGGGUUAUAAUGAAGAGCCACUUGGAAUGAAAGUGUUCGAUGGAAGGCCACCGCGCAUGUGGACGAAGGAGGAGGUUGAUGUCAGUCACACUCUGGAAACUAUGAACGAACCUCUUCCUCGUCACGGUAACUUGGAGAUUGCUGUGCUCACAUCUCAAGUGGGUUGGCCAUACACGUCUUUCCAACCACAAGAAAAAGAUUAUGAUAUCAAUCACAAGAAGGGUGUGGAGUAUGUUUUUAAAAGUGAUGUUUAUAUCCGCAGGGAAACACUGAGGGUGUGGCAUAAGGUUGAGGAACGGCUUAACAAGUGGCUUAUGGGUGAAGUGACUGUCAACCCGAUGUUUCAUGUUCUUAUUGGUACACCUGGUAUUGGUAAAUCGUUUUCCACAGCACCCUUUCUGUUAUACAAACUACUGCAUUAUGAAUCGAGUCAACUUCAGAUUAUCAUAUACGUUGUGAGGGGUAAGGCGUAUGUGUUUCAUAAACCCAAAGGCGGUCGAGCAGGAUAUGUUACGUUUUACAGUAAUUAUGAGCAAGCUUCAACAUAUAUUGACCAUAUAGUCAGAGAUUCAUGUGGCGCAGAGGAUAUCAAGGGAUACCUUAUAUUCGUCGUGGACAAGGACCAUCAUGCUCCAGUGAAACCACCUGUUGAUUUUUCCGGUAUUGCUUUGAGUUUUCCAGACGCCAGACAAUUCCAUGAAUGGUCCAAGCAAAACGGCGCCACACAUAUUUACAUAAACUGUGACACAUUGAAGGAUUUGGAAGCCAUACACAUAUCGAGGUGGGGGAAAAUUGCUCCUGCUUACAAGUGGAGUCCUUCAGAUGCGAAAGAGAAAAUUGAAAGAGAAUGGCAAGAAAUUCAAGCUCGCAUUCGUAUCGUUGGUCCACUGCUUUGUCACAUUGUUGAUUUACGUUCGUACGAAAAGCGUGCUCAAGCAAUGCAAAAUACUAUUUUGAAACUUGAACGUGGAGAUACUGAGUAUUUUCGUUCCGUUAUUCGAAACCGAGCCUUUUGGGAAACACAUGAAGCAUCACACAAGUUGGUGAUGGUUGUUCGAGUGAAGGAAGAGGAUUUUCUCCUGUGUGAUACGUAUCGCUGCAAGCCACUUUCAUCUUGCACGGGGGAAGCUAUUUCAGAUCGACUGAAACCUUUUAUACAGGAAAAGUCUGCUUUAGUAUCUGAACUGCUGUCUAACCGUACCCUUGCUGCUUAUCGUUUCAAGCAGAGUGGCAUUGAAGUAUUGUCACAUGAGGAUGCACUAAUUGAGCUGGCAAAGGAGUUACGGGGCCUCUCACUUUCUGAGGAUCAAAUUCCACAAAGUGUGCUGCAGGUGCUGCAAGAACCAAGACUCAUUGGUCCUUCGAUUGUGGUUCCUGAGGAUGUUCCAAUUGUAGCUGGAACUGAAAUUCAAUACAUGAUUUUGUGCAAGCCGCAAUCAGGAAAUUUCCCAGUUGUUGAUGCGUUUUUUUUUGUUGAGAACCAGAAGACUUUUGUGGGACUACAAUUCACAAUUUCCGAUAAACAAUACUGCAGCACCAGUGGGUUAUUUAAGAUGAAGAAGUAUUUGCGAAGUUACUUCAAACAUUGGGACAAUUUUUCCAAUGAUAUGGUAUGGGAAAUAAUAUAUGUCCAAAGGGUUGACAGUGAAAAAAUUACGAAGCCACAAUGUUGUGAGGGGACAAUCGAAGGUGAAGGACAAAAUAAUAAGGUUGAGGAAAGAUUUUGGAGAGAGAAAGUGCGUCAAUUCUCAGUUUCUCUUAGUAACCACAUUACUGCACUAUACGUUGAAUUGCAAGUAAGAGGUAACAAUAACAAUGGAGUUAACAAUAGAGGUGGUAACAAUGCAUAG
This is a messenger RNA of Trypanosoma brucei brucei TREU927, 2040 nucleotides long. It is a transcript of the gene Tb927.4.200, whose product is annotated as retrotransposon hot spot (RHS) protein, putative. The coding region runs from base 1 to 2040 and encodes 679 amino acids. NCBI's taxonomy places the organism in Eukaryota, Euglenozoa, Kinetoplastea, Trypanosomatida, Trypanosomatidae. The transcript has a single exon. The record is from RefSeq and is a predicted model, not a curated record.